AUCCAUUCGGUAACCAGACCCAGAUCAAAGUAUUUUGUGAUAUGGAAAUCAACGGAGGGGGAUGGACAGCUAUUCAGAAACGUAGGAGUGGAUCAGUGAGUUUCUACAAAACCUGGGCGGAGUACAAAACAGGCUUUGGGGACCCAGAGGACACGUACUGGAUGGGGAAUGACGUCAUUCAUCAGCUUACAAAGGGACAGAACUCCUCCCUCUACACCUCGAUUACAUUAGACAAUGACACAACUCUGUAUGAACUAUAUCGUAUGUUUUCUGUGUCUGAUGAAGCAGACAACUACAAACUUUUUCUUGGAGGGCCGGCCAACGGGACGUUAGGUGACAGUGUGUUAGACCACGUACGUCCUGACAUUGUGUUGACUGGGGUCUCCUUCAGUACCCCCGACAGGGACAAUGACCAGGGCGCGGAUCGUAGCUGUGCUGCUGUAUAUAAGGGCGGGUGGUGGUUUCAGAACUGUUACAAUGCCUUUCUGAACGGCCCCUGGGCCUCAGCCAGCUGGUUAGGUCCGUGGUAUCCCACAGUGGAAAAUGGCAGAAAUAUCAAAGAGACAACCAUGAUGAUCAGACCUCAUUGAUAAGUGUCCCGUCAAGGUG
This is a messenger RNA of Saccostrea cuccullata (small rock oyster), 609 nucleotides long. RefSeq names its product ficolin-1-like. The record is from RefSeq and is a predicted model, not a curated record. Lineage: Eukaryota; Metazoa; Mollusca; Bivalvia; Ostreida; Ostreidae. Bases 42 to 590 code for a protein of 182 amino acids. The transcript has 4 exons.